AAUUGUAUCAAAUGUUUGAAAAAGAAAGGGGGAAACCACCUGUGAUUUAGAUAAAUUUAUCUUCCUUCACAUUAAAUUCCAUAUCGCUUUCAGUAGGUGUUAUGUGUCAAAAACAGAUGUAGUGAUAUUUUACUGAAUAUCCUAACACGUUUUAGAAUCGUUUCGGUCACUUGAAAAAUUCAUUUUUAAAAAUUCUUAACAGUGAUUGGUGCAAAAUGGAAGGGAAUUCCUUCUAUUCUUUGCUGUUUGUUGUGUUAGGGAUUCUAUCAAUUCUGAAAGAUGUAGAUGCAUUCAGAAUUGACGAUGACAGAAUUCUAACAAACAGAGUGGAAACACAAUUUGCAGAAGAUAAGUUUCAAGAAGACAUUAAAAUUAAAGUUGUUGAACGGCCUCUGUUUAUUGGAUCAUAUAACGUUCAAACUCUUGGAAAGAAAAAAUUAGGCAAUGACGACAUAAUGAUUAAUUUAGAAAGGGUAGUUCAUCGUUAUGAUUUGAUUCUUAUAACGGAAUUAAUGACAAAUGAUAAGCGAUUGAUUGGAAGAUUUCUUAGCAAUGUCAACAGAUUUGCCCCUGAAGGAGUCACGUAUAAUUUGACAAUGAAUAAUGAUAUAAUAACAAACGAGUUCAGCGCAUUCUUAUACAGAGUAGAUAAAUUGAAAGUGAUAAAAGUGGAUUCCUACUCAGAUCCAAGAAAAUUCUACCGGUCACCUUACUUUGUUCUCUUUCAAUCACCAACAUUGAGAGAUAUGAAGCGAUUCGGUGUCAUUGGAUUUCAUGUAAAGCCAUCUCAAGCAGUGCAGGAGAUAAGUGCCUUAGCAGACGUCUAUGACUUCAUGAAAAUGAAGCAUAAAGUGGAGGAUAUUUUGUUGAUGGGUGAUUUCAACGCGGAUUGUUCUUACGUGAAAGAGGACGAUUGGGAAAAAAUUUCUCUCUGGACAAGACCUGAGUUUACUUGGCCAAUCGGUCACGGUACAGACACAACAACCAAUUACAGAAGUUGUACACUUGACAGGUUUGUAUAUGCGGGUGAAAAUAUGAACAGCGGUGUCAUCCUAGCUUCAGCCAGAUCUUUAGAUUUGCAGCAAGAAUUCGGACUUUCAUUACAAGAGGUAAGGUCUCUGUCAGAUCACAAGCCUAUUGAAAUAAAAAUACGAGGAAAAAUGUCAGACACGGGUGAACAACAUCUCACUUCAGAAAGUUGCUUUACAGUCAAAGAUUCGAGAAUGCCAAAUGUCACCCAGUCAGAAGCCGUAGAAGCUGGCAAAGCUGCUCACUACACAACCCAGGUAUCCCAAUCAGGCACUAUAUUCAUGAAAAAUUCCACUAAAGACUUCGAGGACAUGAUGGGUGCUUUGAAAAGUCUUAAAAGAGCCAUGCCACUCACUUUUACGAACGAGCAGUAUGAAGCCAUAUUGUACAAGUUGGAAGAAGGAGCAUUGGAAGACAGAAGCUCUUACGCCGAUGAACAAAAUGUUUUCUUCGGAAUAGACUAUUCAAUUUUAAAAAAUCAUUGUGCUAUUAUGGUUUGUAAAACCAGUACAAUAAAUUAGAGCUUUUAUACGUUUAAAA
Messenger RNA from Parasteatoda tepidariorum (common house spider), 1569 nucleotides. Its product is annotated as deoxyribonuclease-1. Gene Ontology annotation, biological process: DNA catabolic process. Gene Ontology annotation, molecular function: DNA binding; deoxyribonuclease I activity. Lineage: Eukaryota; Metazoa; Arthropoda; Arachnida; Araneae; Theridiidae. The record is from RefSeq and is a predicted model, not a curated record. Gene Ontology annotation, cellular component: nucleus.